AUGGCUGAUCUCGGCGUUGUUGGAGUUGGGCUCGGAUCUGCUUCCUUGGGAAUUCAGCUUAUAGAAUUGGGCUCUCAGUAUAUCAGUGAUGCUCUUGACGUCCCUUCAGAUGAAAAGCAUACUAGAGAGUUCUUGAAGAAUAUGACAGCAACGCUAGGUAUGCUCGGAAAACAUAUCAAGAACACAAGAAAAGUUCCGGCCAUUCCUGAAGCGAAUGUCAAUUUGGGACCUCAAAGAGAUCCCCACACACCCAUAGAUACCUGUCGCAGUAAUCUCCAAAAAUGCAUUGACGUUUGUAGGAAGAACAUUCAGAACUUGGAGGUCAACCUAAUGCCAGUUCCCAAAUCACAGGAACCUAGUGAUGGAGACAGAGGUCAAUCACAGGAACCUAGUGAUGGGGACAACGCUCUUUCGCAAGAACCUAUUGACAGGGACGGCGCUCGUUCGCCGGAAACUAGUUUCUGGAACAGCAGUCGUUUCCUUAAGCCGUUCAUGAAGUCGAAGCUGCGCUGA
Molecule: messenger RNA, 513 nt
Organism: Glarea lozoyensis ATCC 20868
Lineage: Eukaryota; Fungi; Ascomycota; Leotiomycetes; Helotiales; Helotiaceae
Exons: 1
Coding region: 1-513 (170 amino acids)
Source: RefSeq, a predicted model, not a curated record